GCCUGGAAGAGGAGGGUCUUGACUUGCUGGAUUGCCUGCUGGAAUUCGACCCGGCACGACGAAUUUCUGCCAAGCAGGCUUGCAUGCACCCUUACUUCCAGCACGGCAGCUCAUACUACUCCGGUCGCACCGGCCGAAGAAAUGGCUUUCAUUAAUUGAACGGCGGAGUGACGGACUGUGGAUUGAUACCUUACGUGUAAUGUAUGUAUGUGGGUGGCUGAUGGCAGACCGCAGUCUCAUGGAGAUGGCCGCCCGAUAGAUUCUACCUUUCUCUUUUUUCUUUUCUCUCCCCAGAGGCGGUCAGCAGUCCCUCCGAUGUCCUUUGAUGCUUUUGAUGUCUCGAACGUUACCUUUACCUUCCUCUUUCAUCCGAUUUUGUUUCCUUUGUUUAUGGCGUUGCUCAUGGUGUGUUAUGACCUGAAGAGACUAGGUUACUGGAUAUGCAAGGAGUGUCUCUUUUCUUUUUUCGUUUCCUUUCUAUCCCGUACAUACCCAUCUGAAUGAGCCUUUUGAUGCACUCCGAACGGACAAGGAGCAGGAGAAGCGGACAGGCCAAGCAGUAGAAUCCCGGCAGUCCACGUGCUGGU
Messenger RNA from Aspergillus steynii IBT 23096, 587 nucleotides. RefSeq lists its product as uncharacterized. The record is from RefSeq and is a predicted model, not a curated record. Bases 208 to 504 code for a protein of 98 amino acids. The transcript has a single exon. Lineage: Eukaryota; Fungi; Ascomycota; Eurotiomycetes; Eurotiales; Aspergillaceae.